Molecule: messenger RNA, 2784 nt
Organism: Marmota flaviventris (yellow-bellied marmot)
Lineage: Eukaryota; Metazoa; Chordata; Mammalia; Rodentia; Sciuridae
Gene: Znf398
Product: zinc finger protein 398
Biological process (GO): regulation of DNA-templated transcription
Cellular component (GO): nucleus
Source: RefSeq, a predicted model, not a curated record
UUCGUGGGACGGCAGCGGCGUCGACUCCGGGCCGGGCCGGGCAACGCAGCGCAGGGCCAUGGCCGAGGCGGCCGCGGCUCCGACUUCUGAAUGGGAUUCCGAGUGCCUUACAUCCUUGCAGCCCCUUCCUCUUCCUACACCCCCAGCAGCAAAUGAGGCACACCUACAGACUGCAGCCAUCUCCCUGUGGACAGUGGUGGCCGCCGUGCAGGCCAUAGAGAGGAAGGUGGAGGUCCACAGCCGACGUCUCCUACACCUAGAAGGCAGGACAGGGACAGCAGAGAAGAAGCUAGCCAGCUGUGAAAAGACAGUGACCGAUCUUGGGAGCCAGCUGGAGGGCAAGUGGGCCGUGCUGGGGACUCUGCUGCAGGAGUAUGGGCUGCUGCAGCGGCGCCUGGAAAACUUGGAGAACUUAUUAAGAAACAGGAACUUCUGGCUCCUGCGGCUGCCCCCAGGUAUUAAAGGAGAUGUCCCAAAGGUGCCUGUGGCAUUUGAUGAUGUCUCCAUCUACUUCUCCACUCCAGAGUGGGAAAAGUUGGAAGAAUGGCAAAAGGAGCUUUACAAGAAUAUCAUGAAGGGAAACUAUGAAUCUCUUAUCUCCAUGGAUUAUGCCAUGAACCAACCUGAUGUCUUAUCUCAGAUUCAACCAGAAGGAGAACAUAAUACAGAGAACCAGACAGCACCAGAGGCAAGUGAAAUUCCUGCAGACCCCAGUGAAGAGCCUGGUCUUUCAACAUCAGAUAUUCUGUCUUGGAUUAAACAAGAGGAAGAGCCUCAGGUUGGGGCCCCACAGGAGUCCAAGGAGAGCGAUAUCUACAAAGGCACCCAUGCAGAUGAAGAGCUCGUCAUCAAAGCCGAGGGCCUUGCUAGAGCCUCCUUAUGCCCUGAAGUUCCUGUUGCGUUCUCUGCUCCAGCACCACCAGCAGCAAAGGAUGCUUUUUCAGAUGUGGCUUUCAAACACCAGCAGUCCACUCCCAUGACACCUUUUGGACGUGCAGCCAGUGACUUGCCUGAAGCCUCAGAGGGACAAGUGACUUUUACUCAAUUGGGUAGCUACCCUCUCCCACCUCCAGUUGGGGAGCAGCUGUUCUCGUGCCACCACUGUGGCAAGAGUCUAAACCAGGACAUGUUGCUGACUCAUCAAUGUGGCCACACUAGCGAGCAUCCCUUACCCUGUGCCCAGUGCCCCAAGCACUUUGCCCCACAGACGGACCUUGGCAGCACCUCCCAGGACCAUGCCAGUGAGCCACCCCCCACCUGCCCACAUUGCGCCCGGACUUUCACUCACCCAUCAAGACUCACCUACCACCUUCGGGUCCAUAACAGCACUGAGCGCCCUUUCCCCUGUCCGGAUUGCCCCAAGCGCUUUGCUGACCAGGCGCGACUCACGAGUCAUAGGCGGGCUCACGCCAGUGAGAGGCCCUUCCGCUGCACACAGUGUGGCAGGAGCUUCAGCCUGAAGAUCAGCCUCCUGCUACAUCAGCGUGGGCACGCACAGGAGCGCCCAUUCUCCUGCCCUCAGUGUGGCAUCGACUUCAAUGGCCACUCGGCCCUGAUCCGCCACCAGAUGAUCCACACGGGCGAGCGGCCAUACCCCUGCACUGACUGCAGCAAGAGCUUCAUGCGCAAGGAGCAUCUGCUCAACCACCGGCGGCUGCACACGGGUGAGCGGCCCUUCCAGUGUGCGCACUGCGGAAAGAGCUUCAUCCGCAAGCAUCACCUCAUGAAGCAUCAGCGCAUCCACACGGGCGAGAGGCCCUACCCCUGUGCCCUCUGUGGCAGGAGCUUCCGCUACAAGCAGACGCUUAAGGACCACCUGCGUUCGGGCCACAAUGGAGGCUGUGUGGGCGAAAGCGACCCUGCCACACGGCCCCCCGACCCACCCGGUCCACUCCUAGCUGGCCUUGAAACCUCUGGCCUGGGUGUUAGCACGGAAGGUCUAGAGACCAAUCAGUGGUAUGGGGAAGGGAGUGGAGGGGGUGGGUUGUAAGUCUGGUUUAGCUACGCUCACGACAGGACAGAAAGUCUAUAUGAAGCCCCCAAGCCCUCCACCACUCGCAGUAAUUAUUAUCUGACGCAUAAGAGAUUUGGUUCCUCUAUACUCCACUGGAGAUAUGCUUAUGUUUUGGAACUUAACAAAAGUACAAUACCAGAAAUACAGAAAGACCUGGAAAGGAGCCCCGCAGCCCCAUCUUUUCAAAGAUACCACAAAAACAGAAGUCAAAAAUAUUACAGAGAGGUUGGGAAGCAAGAGUCAACCUCAGUUUAUCCUGUUCCAGGAAAGCAAAAUGAGAACGGACUGCGUCUAGGUAGAGAUAAGUGCAUGGAAAGAGCCCUCAAGCAUGAAGCAGGUCAUCAGGCAUGAGAAUGUGCCAGGCCUUUCAUUAAUUCCUCCAGGUGAGGUAACUUUGGAAGAAUGGGCCUUAGCCACUGUUUAUGUUGCUGCCUCCUGGACACCAGCCGGGCUCUGUUCACACAGCUGCGCAGCCGCCUGUCCCUGAAACAGGAGGACUGAGACUGCCUCCUAGCUUUCCCACCUUGUCUUUUAAUACAUUCUGUCAAUACCUGCGAACAAAAACCCGACUUAAAUAGCUUAUUUAGGAGAACAGUUCUUAACUUUUGCUGGCUUGGUUCGAAGCAUUCAAGCUGUUGUAUUGGUAUUUAAACUGUCAGAAAUCUUUGCCAAGGUCCUGGUUAGAAAAUUGGAAGCAGAGUUCUCAGCCCAGCUUUAAAAGCUAGAGAUCCCAAGAAGUAGCUGGUGUAACAAUCAUAGAACUGCUUAAA